Molecule: messenger RNA, 1702 nt
Organism: Leopardus geoffroyi (Geoffroy's cat)
Lineage: Eukaryota; Metazoa; Chordata; Mammalia; Carnivora; Felidae
Gene: SHBG
Product: sex hormone binding globulin
Exons: 9
Coding region: 502-1683 (393 amino acids)
Molecular function (GO): steroid binding
Source: RefSeq, a predicted model, not a curated record
GCCCCCGGGCAGGGGUCAAGGCUGGACUGCGGGCUCCCUCGCUGUGGUUGCCUGGGUGCUGGUCGUCCCGUGGUGCUGUUCAACCUCUGUGGUUGAAACCGCAUGGAUCAAAAGUCACCUGCCACCCGGCCUCGAUUCCCCCCACCGCCACCACCCCUGCUCCAGCUGUGAGAGCUGUUUCCUAGGGGUCUUGAGUAGCUCCGAGUGGCCCUGCCCUCGGGAACAGUGGUAUUUCAACACGGGUCAGGGAGGGGGUGAUGAAUUUCUAUCGGUACGUGGUAAGAUCAUGAGGAGCGGCGGAAGGGGCCUCUUCUUAGGAGCCACUAAAUCACCCUCCGGGACGGUACCUCCCCGCUGAGGCGAGCCUCCGAGGCCUGGGAAGAUAGUGAGGGAGGAGCUCAGAGCAGAUACCAGGCCCUGUGCCUGCAUGAUCUCCAUGAAUCGUCAUUCGCAGUCACCCCGUAAAGGUGAUCUGAGCCACAGAGAGGACCCCGGCCGAUUAUGGAGAGCAGAGGCCCACUGGCCGCAUCGCCGGGGCUGCUGCUGCUGCUGCUGCCGCCGCUGCCACCUCACGGCCACCAGAGGAUCCAGGACCCUCCUGCUGUGCACCUCAGCAGCGGUUCAGGACAAGAGCCUAUCACCAUCAUGACCUUUGACUUCACCAAGAUCAGGAAAACCUCUUCCUCCUUUGAGCUUCGAACCUGGGAUCCAGAGGGAGUGAUUUUUUAUGGCGAUACCAACCCCCAGGAGGACUGGUUUGUGCUGGGGCUUCGAGACGGCAGGCCCGAGAUCCAAAUGCGCAACCACUUGGCCCAGCUUACGGUGGGCGCUGGGCCCCGGCUGGACGAUGGGGAGUGGCACCAGGUGGAAGUGAAGGUCCUCGGGGAUUCGCUGCUGCUGAGUGUGGAUGGGGAGGAGGUGCUGUGCCUGAGACAGGUCUCUGGGCCUCUGGGCAGCAAAGUCCAGCCUGUCGUGAGGAUUGCACUGGGGGGACUGUUGUUCCCUGUCUCCAGUCUCCGUUUGCCGCUGGUCCCCACCCUGGAUGGCUGUCUGCGCCGGGAAAAUUGGCUGGACCAACAGGCCCAGACCUCGGUGUCUGCCCUUACCAGCAGCCUCAGAAGCUGCGCUGCAGAGUCCCAGCCUGGCACAUUCUUCCCUCCUGGGACUCCAGCGGAAUUCGGUCUCCAAGACAUCCCUCAGCCUCAUGCAGAGCCCUGGGCCUUCUCUCUGGACCUGGGACUCCAGCUGGCAGCAGGUUCUGGCCACCUCCUUGCCCUUGGGACCCCAGAAAACCCUCCUUGGCUCAGCCUCCAGCUCCAAGAUCAAAAAGCGGUGCUGUCCUCUGCGUCGGGCCCACAGCUGGAUCUGCCUCUGGUCUUGGGACCCCCUCUUCAGCUGAAGCUGGGCGAGUCUGGGGUAGUCUUGAGCCAGAGGCCUAAGAAGGAGAUCCUUGCCCUGCCUCUCGUGGAUCCUGCCUCCCUCCUCAACCUCUGGGUCCAGCCACAGGGGCGCCUCUUCCUGGGGGCUCUGCCAGGAGAGGCUUCUUCGGCCUCCGUUUGCUUGGAUGGCCUUUGGGCACAAGGCCAGAAGUUGGACAUGGACCGGGCCCUGAGCAGAAGUCAGAACAUCUGGGCUCACAGCUGUCCCCAGAGCCUAGGCAAUGACACGGACAGCACCCAUUAAACCCCCACCUAAGAAUCCC